Toxotes jaculatrix (banded archerfish) is the source of this 1604-nucleotide messenger RNA. RefSeq names its product eukaryotic translation initiation factor 5A (gene eif5a). Gene Ontology annotation, molecular function: translation elongation factor activity; ribosome binding; RNA binding. The transcript is spliced from 5 exons. Gene Ontology annotation, biological process: positive regulation of translational elongation; positive regulation of translational termination. Lineage: Eukaryota; Metazoa; Chordata; Actinopteri; Toxotidae. The record is from RefSeq and is a predicted model, not a curated record. Bases 43 to 513 code for a protein of 156 amino acids.
UCGGUCCUCUUUUUCUUGGAAGCGCCCCUGACCCAUCGCACCAUGGCAGAUCCCGAUCUUGACUUCCAGACUGGCGAGUCUGGCGCCUCCGCCACCUAUCCUAUGCAGUGCUCUGCUCUGCGUAAGAACGGCUAUGUGGUGCUGAAGGGACGUCCUUGCAAAAUUGUGGAGAUGUCCACCUCCAAGACUGGCAAGCACGGGCAUGCUAAGGUUAACCUGGUUGGUAUCGACAUCUUCACCAACAAGAAGUAUGAAGAUAUGUGCCCCUCCACCCACAACAUGGAUGUUCCCUCCAUCAAGAGGAUAGACUACCAGUUGGUUAACAUCAAUGAGAACUACAUGUCCUUGAUGAGUGACAACGGUGACAUCAGGGAGGACCUGCGUGUCCCUGACAACGAAGUCGGCAAGGAAAUCGAGGCAAAGUUUGAUGCGGGUGAUGAAUUCAUGGUCACCGUGAUUUCUGCCAUGGGGGAGGAAUGUGCUGUCGCUACCAAGGUCUUGGCCAGCAAAUAGGGAGACGGACUUUGCUGCCCAGGCAACAAGCACCACCCACAACCAGUCUCUUGCAUUCUCAUUGGUUCUGUCACCAAAGCGUCGGCCUUCACAGACAACCUCAAUCAUUCUGUUGUGAUUUCUCUCAUCAUUGAUCUUUUAUUUUCUCCCCUUCUCGUUUCUCUUUUCCAUUGCUGUUGGGAAUGUUCCACUGCAGCUCGCUGCGUGGUCCUCUGCCUGAUCACUGAGGUUUUGUUUGGUAACAAUCUACUUUAUAUAAAACAACUUCAAAAAUAAUGAUCAGUUGCUCAUUCCUGCUUAUUUUUGCCUUCAAAGUGUUGGUUUUGCCACUCACAUUCCUGAAUGUUUAAAUAACAACGGGAUUCAGCUUUUGUAUGAUUAUUUUUUAUAUUCUUUAGAUUGAAUAUAGCAGGUCUAAAGCCUUUUAGAGGGAGGGGAGGGGGAGGGAGGGAGUUUUUGAGUUGUUAAAGCAGUGGGAGGGAGGGUUGCCCCUGUAGAUACUAAAUUCUGGUUUAGGUUGUCCCUGUAGCAGCCAUACCGCUUUCCAGCAUGGCCUUUGCUCUGGUUCCUGAGUGGAUUGGGCGCGACAAGGUCCGUUUUUCUCCUAAUCGCUGGGAUUGAUGGUGGCUAGCACUUAAGAGCACUUGAGGUCCACCCCAGCAUGUCAAAGCUCUAAAACCAAGAAAAGAGAAGUGUUUUUUUUUUUCUCUCCCCCCAAGAACAGAAACAAACUUCAGUGAUUUACCCUCGUGAUGCCAGUCUCUUGUCUGUGUAGAAGUUUGAGGGGCGUGAGGGUCCUGUGCGCUCACACCUCUCGUUCCCUGGGGCAGUCGAGGGCUCGCCCCGCUGCCCCGGCCAUCCCCCAGUAAAUAAGGAGUGUUCUAUUUUGUUUUGAGAGGCGUGAGUGUGUAGUGGUGUGGGCCUCCGAAAUGUGGGAGGCGGUUUGCAGUGAGGUGUGUGUUUCUUUUGAGGGACUCAAUCGGGUUGGGGAGGGUGGAAGAAUUGCAAACUUUUUGUUCACUCGAGGCCUUUGUCACCUGACUGGAGAUGGCAAAAAUAAAACGAUGAAACAAAUGGACAAAAACUGCAAA